ACUGACUUUGCAAUCAGCUUGUUUUGUGGUGUGUUUCUGCAGGUCCUGUGGGGAUGCAGGCUGGUUCCCAGCACCCAUCCCCCUGUUACAAGACAGUCAUGGUUGUGUGCCUCUCCAUCUGCUGGAUUGCCUGCCUCUUUCUGCCCUUUGUUAAGCAGUGGGCGUAGACUGGCCUCCGUGGCCUCAUCAGAAUGGAGUGGUGGGAGCUUGUCCUCUGCUGGUUGGGAGCAGGAUAGCAAUGAGCCAGCACCCAGUGGAAAGCUACUGGAAGCUGUCCGUCUGUCCCUGGCGGCACAGCAGAGCCAAGCUGAUACAGGGAACUCGGAGCUGGGAAAGAUGUUGGAUUCAUUCUCUGACAUGGGAUUCAGUAACGCCCAGAUAAUACAGCUGUUCGGGUUGCAGCCCAAGCUGGCUCCUCAGACACGGCUGGCGGUGGUUUCCGAGCUCCUCCUGUUGGGCUUGGAUGCUGAUUCCACGCUGAGGGUCUUGCAGAAGAGCCCUGAGGUGCUAAGGAUGACGGCCCAGCAGCUGAGGCAUCGUGCAGACUACCUGCGGAGACUGGACCUCGGAGAAGAGAACCUGCAGCGAGUGGUGAGCCACUGCCCCAGUAUCUUCACCUUGUCCUGGAAGAAAAUAGAUGCAGUGGUGCAGGUGUUCAAGGAGAAGUGUAUUUUCACAGCGGAUCAGGUGACAGAGAUUCUGCAUCGCUGCCCCAACGUCCUGUUGGAGGAACCGCAUGACCUGGAGUACAAAUUCCAGUACGUGUACUUCAGAAUGGGAGUAAAGCACAAAGCAGUGGUGAAAUCUGGUCUCUUCCGAACUCCAAUAGCUGAGGUCAAGAACCGGCACAUCUUCUUAGAGCGCCUGGGGCUUUAUCAAACCCCUGACAAGAAAGGCCAGACCCAGAUCGUCAACCCGAAACUGAAGGAGAUCAUCCGAGUCUCGGAAGGGGACUUCCUGGCCAAGAUAGCCCACUCCUCCCUGGAGGAGUUUGAGGUCUUUAAGAAGCUGCUGGCUCGGGAGGAGGGGGAGGGGGAUCAGGAUAUAGCGUCUGAAGAGACAGAUUCAGCCAGCGAAGGGGAAGGGGAAAGGUCUGACAGCGAGGAAGGAAACUGAACUCUUACCCCCAAGCUUCAGUAAGGACUUCUUGGCCAAAGAGUCAUUGGUGGAAACCAGCUGCUGGGGUUACCACACAUCUUGGCUGCUCCUAGACAUUCCCUUCUGACCUGUGUGUUUAAUGGUGUUGCCAUGACAUCACUAGUUCAGAAACAUUCACUGGACACGGGUCCCCUGGGCCACAACCUGGGGCUUGACUGCUGCCUGGGGACAGGCAGUUCUGUCCUUGUUUUCCUCAGUGAGCUGAGGCCUCUGUUUCAGGUGGCUGUGUAAAACCAAUAAAGCUCAGACCCUUCAGGAA
Messenger RNA from Chrysemys picta bellii (western painted turtle), 1417 nucleotides. NCBI's taxonomy places the organism in Eukaryota, Metazoa, Chordata, Testudines, Emydidae. The record is from RefSeq and is a predicted model, not a curated record.